GCAAGAAAUCCAACUGUCGAGACCGUUUCUGCGGCGUUCCCAAUUUUCAUUUUUCGGCCUGCUGAGUCAAAGCCGCUGAGGACGAGACAGGGCAGCGUAUCCCCAACGUACGUGCCAUGGCCUUGGCGGAAUGCGCACGCUUGCGAUCUCUUGCGAUACUCGUAACGACAUCCUCCUCAGUUUAUCAGCUUUGACCUGUAGCCAUGUUGCCCGCGGAUGGCGGUGGUAGUGACAGGAGUUCUGGACUUUCAAUGCAAGGUCCUUCGUUAGCGAGUAUUCCCCUUGAGAUCCUCAGAUCGGAGCUGGAACGGCGGGGAUAUGUUGGCAUUAGCGGCAGAGCGAAUAACAGUACUGCAAAUGGAAACACACCAGGCGGUUCAACUUGCGGCAGUGGUGUUAAGACCAGCUCAUAUAACACCCCGCUGCACGUCGCGGCGUUGAUCAUCAUAUUGGUCUUCAGUACUUUAGCAUGCUCAUUCCCGAUUAUUGCUCACCGCUUCCCGCGCCUCCCCAUCCCGCGGCAUUUCCUCUUUUUAUCCAGACACUUUGGCACAGGCGUGUUGAUUGCUACAGCCUUCGUUCACCUCCUCCCCACAGCCUUCAUCUCCCUCACCAACCCAUGUUUACCAAGAUUCUGGAACAAAGGAUACCCAGCAAUGGCUGGUCUAGUUGCAAUGAUUGCUGUCAUGAUCGUUGUGGCCAUCGAGAUGUUCUUCGCUUUGAGAGGCGCGAAACAUGUACACGGGAGUGAAUAUGACACCCUAAUUGAAGGGACAGGAUCACACCACCAUGAGACUGCCUCCAUGCCACUGGCAAAUGGCGAUAGUCACGGGGGUAUACGUUUAGGGAAAUCCCGCGUCACGCAUCAUUCGCACAAAGAUUCUCCCUCCCACACACUCCCUCCAUCGCCGCAGGGUUUUGCUCCGGAGGAAGAGAGCAACGCACCAAUGCUCCCCAAAACUCCGGGCGGCGAACCACAAGCUGGAGACGACGAGGACCUUGACCUUGAAGAACUAGAUCCAUUUCCAGACACAUCAUCCAGCUACGACGAGUCCCGCACCCACCUCAACCCCGGCCACAACCACCUAUCACGAUCUCGAGCCAUGAGCACUCACGCAGCGCAAAAGCAACUCCUGCAAUGCCUGCUCCUUGAGGCUGGCAUCCUCUUCCACAGCAUCUUUAUCGGCAUGGCCCUCAGCGUGACCACAGGCACCUCCUUUCUCGUCUUCCUCGUCGCCAUCACCUUCCACCAAACCUUCGAAGGCUUCGCACUGGGCGGGCGCAUCGCGUCUCUAAUUCCUUCCUUGUUCCCUGCAUCUUCCCCCAAACCAUGGCUUAUGGCGUUAGCCUACGGUGCCACCACGCCCAUCGGACAGGCAAUCGGCCUGGGUCUACAUAACCUGUACGAUCCAGCCAGCACUGCUGGGCUGCUGAUGGUAGGGAUGACGAAUGCGUUCAGUAGUGGGUUGCUGCUGUUUGCGGGGCUGGUGGAGUUGUUGGCAGAGGACCUUUUGAGUGAUAGGAGUUAUGAGACUUUAAAGGGAAGAAGUCGGAUUGAGGCGUGCUUUGCGGCUGCUGGUGGGGCGCUGCUCAUGGCUCUUGUUGGGGCCUUUGCUUGAAGGGAGGCACAAAAAUAAUCCUCCCCCCCCCUCCAGGGCCCCUCUUUCCCGCAAGCCCUCAGGGUUCAUGUUUUUGCUUUUACGUUUAAUUUUACUUUUUUUUUUGUAUACAAUUGAUUCAUUAUUUUUUGAAUAAUGUUCCCGCGUGUGUUUCUGAAAUGACAUUCGGGGUUUUGGUUUGUGCCUCGCCACAACGAUGGCUUGUAUAUACUCACAUCUGCAAGAUUUCAUUUCGACCCUU
Histoplasma capsulatum G186AR is the source of this 1860-nucleotide messenger RNA. RefSeq lists its product as uncharacterized. The coding region runs from base 204 to 1619 and encodes 471 amino acids. Gene Ontology annotation, molecular function: zinc ion transmembrane transporter activity. Gene Ontology annotation, cellular component: plasma membrane. Gene Ontology annotation, biological process: zinc ion transmembrane transport. NCBI's taxonomy places the organism in Eukaryota, Fungi, Ascomycota, Eurotiomycetes, Onygenales, Ajellomycetaceae. The record is from RefSeq and is a predicted model, not a curated record. The transcript is spliced from 3 exons.